AUGUUGUGCAACCGCCUGCCCGCGGUUCUUCUGCCGGAACUACGAGCAGGUUGCCGUUUUCAGUGUCCACGACCCACCCUUAUCCAUGCGAGAUCUGCUCACGGUGCCGAUGGUGGCACGAUCAACGAAAGCCACAUCCGUAACAUCGGCAUUCUGGCGCACAUCGAUGCCGGUAAAACGACAACCACGGAACGCAUGCUGUAUUACUCCGGGCGAACCAACAGCCUCGGCGAAGUGCACCAUGGAAACACCGUGACCGACUUUCUUCAGCAGGAACGCGAGCGUGGCAUAACCAUUUGCAGUGCGGCCGUUUGUUUCGACUGGAAGGAGCACCGCAUAAAUCUGCUCGACACCCCAGGGCACAUAGACUUUACCAUGGAGGUCGAACAAUCGCUCGGUGCCGUCGACGGUACGGUGGUCAUAUUGGACGGUUCGGCGGGUGUGGAAGCACAAACCGUCACCGUUUGGGGUCAAGCGAAUCGCCACCAGCUGCCUCGGUUGGUGUACGUAAAUAAAAUGGACAAGGCUAGUGCCGACUUUAACGGCUGCCUAGUUGAGAUGAGGAAUAAGCUGGGCGCUGUACCGGUGCCACUGGAAAUGCCCAUUAAAAAGGAUGGCAAACUGUUGGGUGUAAUAGAUUUACUUUCAUCGUGUCAGGUUAUUUGGGAUUUAGAAAGCAAGGGAAGGUCCUAUCAUACAGCUCCAAUAACCGAUCCGGAUGACAAAAGCCGUGUGCGACAGCAGCUUUACGAGCUGAUAGACUUGCUGUCUGGUAUGGAUGACAAUUUGGCGCAAGCAAUAAUCGAAGCGGAAAGUAUGGAAAAAGUACCAUUGAAACUACUUUUAGAUGCAUUGCGGAACUGCACCGUUAAGCAGCAAAUCGUUCCCGUUCUGCUCGGUUCUUCGUACAAAAACGUCGGUGUACAGUUGCUGAUGGAUAGUGUUUUGAACUUUCUUCCAGCCUCCAACGAACGGAACCAUGUUUACAACUGUUUCGGGAAUGAUUUCGUGGGCAAAGUCUUUAAGGUAACGCACGAUAAACAGCGUGGCCCAAUCACGAUGAUACGUGCUUUUCGCGGAGUUUUAAAGAAAAAUUCAAAGUUUUUCACGGCCGCUGGUAGCACGGAGACGGUGCAACGCAUUUACGAACCACUGGCCGAUGAGUACCGGGAGAUUGAUUCGUUCAGUGCCGGUAACAUUGGGCUGUGUGCCGGUCCGAAGGCAACGACCACUGGCGACUUGGUCGUAGCGAGUUCGGCCGUGCUGAAGAAGGCGCUCAAAAAACUUUCGACGGACGCCGUGGAAACAACGGAAGAGCACCACCUUUUGCUGUCGCAAAAAUUGGGUCUUCAAACAGCGGUACCGGAUGCUGUAUAUUUUUGCUCCAUCGAGCCACCAUCGUCGGGACAGCAGACUGCGCUGGACAAUGCGCUCCGCGAAAUUCAACGCGAAGAUCCGAGUCUGCGAGUGCGAUUUGAUGAAGUCACUGGCCAGACCGUCCUCGGUGGUAUGGGUCAGCUCCAUUUAGAGAUCGUAAAGUCACGCAUUCUAUCGGAGUAUCGGAUAGAUGCGGACCUUGGCCCACUGCAAAUAGCGUAUAAGGAGGCACUACAGGAGCCUUGCCGUGGACAGUGGACGGCAGAGAAAGAUAUUGCCGGUAGCAAACAGUAUGUACAGAUUGACAUGACAAUCGCUCCCAGUACCGUGGACACUGUACACUGUGUCGUGCUGGAUAACAGCAGCGAGGCGCAGGAAAACCUCAAACUGGUGCGCCCUAGGCAGAUGGCAUAUUUCCGAAAGGGAGCACUGGCAGCAAUGCAGCGAGGACCGAAAGUUGGCGGGCAGAUGGCGAUUUGCGCACUGAAAUUGCACUCGCUGACGAUCGGGAAAGGUACGGCCGAUCCAUUCAUUAUGGCAGCCGCUGCACAGUGCAUCAAAAGUGUGCUUUCGGGCGCGAAAUGCAGAUUGCUGGAGCCGGAUAUGUUUCUUGAAAUCGUGACACCGUGCCAGCAUUUGGCUCCGAUCAUGGCCGAUCUGAGUCGCCGCAGAGCGCAAAUACAGGAUGUUGUGCCACGUGGAAAGGAAAGCAAAGUGUUGAAAGUUAAUGCCCCCUUGGCAGAGUUGGCAGACUAUUCGACGGUGCUGCGCACGAUAAGCUCCGGUACGGCAAGCGUGUCGAUGGAACCAAACGGCCACUCACUGCUUAACGAUUCCGAAGAGACGAACGCCCUGAGACGCUCGUUUGGUUUAGAAUAA
Messenger RNA from Anopheles bellator, 2256 nucleotides. It is a transcript of the gene mRRF2, whose product is annotated as ribosome-releasing factor 2, mitochondrial. Bases 1 to 2256 code for a protein of 751 amino acids. Gene Ontology annotation, molecular function: GTPase activity; GTP binding; translation elongation factor activity. The transcript is spliced from 4 exons. The record is from RefSeq and is a predicted model, not a curated record. NCBI's taxonomy places the organism in Eukaryota, Metazoa, Arthropoda, Insecta, Diptera, Culicidae. Gene Ontology annotation, cellular component: mitochondrion. Gene Ontology annotation, biological process: mitochondrial translation; ribosome disassembly.